This is a messenger RNA of Heterotrigona itama, 389 nucleotides long. Lineage: Eukaryota; Metazoa; Arthropoda; Insecta; Hymenoptera; Apidae. The record is from the annotation of a GenBank genome assembly.
GUUUCAUAUGUAUCACGGUGUCGAGUCAGAGCAAUAGUAGUCGUGGAGCAUGGUUCAACACUGUAGCCAUGAUUGGUUUUUGGUUUACCGGGAUAUUGCUCGUUUUUUACUUGUUCCAUAUCAUUGAAAAAUUCUCGAAAGUUCCUUGGUUAAAAAUUGAAUUUAUAUUUUGUGGACUUUGGACUAUUUUUUACAUGCUGGCCGCUUCUCUUGCAGCUGGUCAUGCCGCAUAUAUAGAAGCUUUUGGAGCUGCAGCAUUUUUUGGAUUCUGCGCUAUGGUAGUUUAUGGUUAUGAUGCCUGGCUCAAAUUCCACGCAUCAAGAAGCGGUGCCUUGGCACAGGGACAGCACACACCGAAACAAAUAUCCACAGUGACGAGUCCUGCGUAU